UGCAACUUGCAACAUUCCUUCUUCUUCUUGUUGCCCUUCCUUCCUUCCCUUGCCCUUCCUUGUUAACAUACUCACAAUAAAAGAGUAAUAAAAUUGAAACUUUUCACCCUUGUUUGACCGUUCGGACACAACGCAAGAGAUAAAUCCCCCUGUGAUGAGUGACCGUGUUUCUCAUUAGGCAAUGGGACUCUUUUGUUGCUGCAACGAUUAGGUCGUGACUCCCUUCUGCUGUUUCUUUGGACAAGCUGCUUUUGUAACAGCGUAAAGAGGCAAUCUCACACUCGAGUCAUUCUGCCACACUUUUUUUUUUUUUUUUCCUUUUGGACUCUCUCUCAACAUAAACUUGUCACUCUACCGUCACUCUUUUUUUCCGCGCUUUCGACUUUUUACCGUAUAUACGCUGUCUUGUCUGUUCGGUGUGUGUGUGUGUGUCGUAACGCACACAAACUAGACGACUCUAUUUUCAGAGGGACACAUGGUUGCCCUCACAGACAUGGCAUCUCUCCAACAUGGACUCUUGAGUUCGACAGAACAUGCAUCUCCUCCUUCUCAACAACAACAACAACAAGAUUCGCAGGGCGAGGCUGAGAGCGACUUGUCCCACGGACGUGGCCGAAGAAACUCGCUGUCAAAUCCGCUUCCCUACAACCCAGAUCUCUUGGAUGUUUUCAACUUUCAUGGCGCAUUGAGACCACGGCGACCCUCCUUCUCUGGCACACUGUCCUUGGGGGGAAUCGACCUCAUCCCUCCCUCGAGCAUGAGUGAAGGUGACUCUAUUCUCAACCUAGAGUCUCAAUUCUGCAAGGACUUUGAGUGCUGCGGUAACCAGUUCCCGAGUCUGCAUGAGCUGUUGGCCCACUAUGAGACAGCUCACGUGCACGUCAAGGACUUUGGAGGGAGCGAGCUGCUACCCGGGACCCACACGACAGGACCCUACGGUGGACUGGUUGGCGUCGGAAAGCUUGAGCCGAUCCGAGAGGAAGAUAGCGACUCGUCUAGUGGUGGUGCAUCGUCGGUCAUGAUGAAAAUUGAUGAAUCCACAGGGUCCCUUUCAACAUCCACAUCACCGUCACCGGCUCCUGCUUCUUGUACCUCAGAUGCGUUUCCGUCACCAGCUCCAUCCCAUGGAUCCCUAUCAACAAUUGUAGACGGAGGAGUUGGACACAUUCAGGAAGGCAUCCGACACUUGCACCUCGACCACGACCCUUACUUUUCCCAAUACACCCGUGUCGCCAAUUUGCACCAGCAACACCUGGAGCACCAACAAGGUGUAUUUCUCACUCCAGCAGCAAAGCGAGCUCGUGCACCGUCACUUGUCGCCGCGAAUCCACCUGACGACAGCAAAAAAGUUCGUGGAAUGGCGCAGUAUACGGACAUGGAUAAAGCAUCUUCGACUGCAAAUUCCGUCAACCCGUCUGCGGGCAGUCUGGUUGAUGGUGCAAAUAGCAGUGUCGACAGCAAGAAUGCACCACUUCACGACUACGUGAAUGGAAUACACAUGCCAGUGACACCGCCGAUGGAAUUCUCGGCACAGUCGAUCCACUCACGCCAAGGACAAUCGGAACAGACGUCAACUCACCAGCACCCUCAAAACUCUCCUCCGAUGCAACACAUAUCACCACACAUGUCACCAGCGCUCCUUCAUGCACAGCUUCAAUAUGAUCCGUCGCAGCAACAAGGCACUCACCAUCAGGCCAUGUCUCCUCAUGUGGCGUUUCUAGAGUCUGCUGCCGCACAACAUCAUACGCACUCACCCAUACCCCAAUCACCUCAACCGAACCUUCCGCCCCACAUCCGUACGUUUAUUCGCCAAAACUCACCCGGCCCCGGUCAAAUGACCUACCGCGCCAGUACACCCGGCAUGCUCCCACCUGAGCAUCCGCAUUUCUCUGUUCCUACUCCACCGCCGCGCCCAUCGAGCACGCCAGCCAUGUUGCCCGUUGGAAUCUAUCCUGUCCAGGGACCACCGGGAUAUGUAGACAGCGACGGCGGCUCACCAGGCAUUCUGGAUGACUUUGGCGGUGUGUCCGGCCAAGGAGGUAGUAAGAGGUACAAGUGUCCCAAACCUUUUUGUAGCAAGGUAUACAAAAACUCUAAUGGCCUCAAGUACCACUUGGAACAUGGCAACUGCGAGCUUGACUAUGCAUCCGCAGACAUGGACGGUCGUAUUGCACCCGCGCAACCGCAAGAAGCAAUGUCCUAUCACGCUCCUACCGGCUAUCCCUACUACAGCCUCCCUCUCAUGGGCUACAGCAUGAACAUGCAAAUGGUGAAUGGACUACCCAUGACAGAUAUCAAGAUUGCCCUACGGCCCUACUGGUGCCGCGUACCUGGAUGCGGCAAAAAGUACAAGAAUCUGAAUGGACUAAAGUACCAUGCCAAAGUAACGCACCCCGACAUGGAUUUCAAGAAUGAGGUCAAGGGACAUACGAGCAUGAGUUUGUGAA
Messenger RNA from Spizellomyces punctatus DAOM BR117, 2447 nucleotides. RefSeq lists its product as uncharacterized. The transcript is spliced from 3 exons. Gene Ontology annotation, cellular component: nucleus. The record is from RefSeq and is a predicted model, not a curated record. Bases 476 to 2446 code for a protein of 656 amino acids. Lineage: Eukaryota; Fungi; Chytridiomycota; Chytridiomycetes; Spizellomycetales; Spizellomycetaceae.